Protopterus annectens (West African lungfish) is the source of this 1161-nucleotide messenger RNA. RefSeq names its product transcriptional regulator QRICH1-like. The record is from RefSeq and is a predicted model, not a curated record. The transcript has a single exon. Lineage: Eukaryota; Metazoa; Chordata; Ceratodontiformes; Protopteridae. Bases 1 to 1161 code for a protein of 386 amino acids.
AUGCCUUGGACAUUGUGCAUAAUUUCCUUAUUGUUGGCCAUAGUAAAUGGGCUUGCAAGAGAAGGCAUUUUGACUUAUCUCCAGAGUCCAUCACUGAAAUUACCAAUAAUUGAAGAAUGUGAGGGAUCCCCAAGACCUGUUAAAAAACGCAAGUUUGACUUGCCCUUAGAAGAAAGCUACACUUUAAAUCCCAUAUCUGUGCAAAAUGCAGUGUCCACUACAUUAACAUUGCCAACAGAAACACAGCAUCAGCAGCAGGCUUAUAUUCUUGUUCAUCAGGAACUGCUUACUGUAGACAACAGCCAGUUGUAUGGACUUGUACCAUCUGCCUCCUCCACAUGUGGACGGUUACCUAAUGUUGAGUCAUGGGCAAUCUAUUCUACUCCUCCUGCUGCUUGUCCUGACCCUCAAACUAUAAUGCAUACAUCUGUUCCUCAGGAUGGCUGCAGUGUUGUUCAGGUGGGUGAAAUUCCCCUCGCUGUGACACCCAUUAAAAUGGAUGACUGCAAAGAAGAGGCACAGACUAAUGCAGACACUAGGAAAAAUAUUCCGGAAAAACUGGUCCAGACUUCUGUAUCCUCUACUUUUCCAAUGCAGUUUGUAAAUGUGAAUGGAAAUGUGCAUAUUCCCAUCACUGUCCAAGCAGGAGGAAGGACUUAUGCCCCCAUUAAAUACUGGGAUCCUCAGACAUUGCAGCCCCAACUUUUGCAGCAACCUGUUCCAGAGCAACCUGUUCCAGUACAGAUGGACUGGGACCUGCCAUCCUCCUCUCUCAAACCUGAAGAAGGAGCACAUGUUUGGAAGGUGUGGGCUCAAGUGAAGAAUGAAGAGUUGCUUAAGGAAGCAGGAAACCGCCCAGCAGGACCUGGAAGACGAAAACCGAUGCAGUUCAGAGAAGAUGUCCUUUCAGUUUCAAUAGCAGAACUGAAUUAUGGACUGUGCUUGAUGACCAAAGAAGCCAGAAAGUCGGAUGGUUCCCCUUUUGAAGCAGAUACUUUGUAUUAUUUAUUUCUUUGUAUACAGAAGUAUAUGUUCGACAAUGACAGAAUUGAUAAUGUUUUUGCUGAUCUUUAUUAUUCAAAGUUCUUGGAAAAGCUUCAUGACAUGUUAAAGAACUGGGUACCAACAGUGAGCCCUCUUGGUUAUGUAAUUCCUUAUUAA